Tachysurus fulvidraco (yellow catfish) is the source of this 1334-nucleotide messenger RNA. RefSeq names its product crystallin, beta B1, like 1 (gene crybb1l1). Gene Ontology annotation, biological process: visual perception; lens development in camera-type eye. Gene Ontology annotation, molecular function: structural constituent of eye lens. The transcript is spliced from 7 exons. NCBI's taxonomy places the organism in Eukaryota, Metazoa, Chordata, Actinopteri, Siluriformes, Bagridae. The record is from RefSeq and is a predicted model, not a curated record. Bases 281 to 940 code for a protein of 219 amino acids.
AUAGAAGUCUGUGUGUGAUUGCAUAUUGGGCAGGAGCCAUUUUACAUAGCAUUAUAAGUGAGGUGAAUAGAAGAGAGGGCGUGUAAAAAAAGAAAAAAGCUGGUGCACAAAAGGACGUUCACGGGCACGUUCUCUCCGUGGACUCAGCGACUUUCAUUGUUUACUGAUAAUCCUGACAAACUCCACGCCAGGGUAUAAGAGCUGUAGCCCUGGUGUGACAUAAACACACUCUCAGAGUGAGCUCAGGCACCACCACACACAUCCUGAACAUACAGGCAUCAUGUCUUCCAACACCGAUAAAAAGACCACCUCUCAGACUGACGGCAAGGCCGGUCAGACCAAGAAGUCUGAAAUGGGCAUGAUGGCUUAUAAGAUGUACGUAUUUGACCAGGAGAACUUCCAGGGCCGCAUGAUUGAGAUCAACGCUGAGUGCAUGAAUGUGUGUGCAAUGGGCAUGGACAGGGUCCGCUCGCUGCGCGUGGAGUGUGGCCCUUUUGUAGGUUGGGAGCAGAUGAGCUUCUGCGGAGAGAUGUACAUCCUGGAGAAGGGCGACUACCCUCGCUGGGACUCCUGGAGCAACUGCCAGAAAAAUGACUACCUGAUGUCUUUUAGACCUGUCAGAAUGGACCCUGAGAAGCACAAGAUCUGUCUGUAUGAGGUGGGCGACUACAAGGGCCGUAAGAUGGAGAUCAUGGACGAUGAUGUGCCCAGUCUGUACUCCUACGGCUUCACCGACAGAGUAGGAAGCAUCUUCGUCGGCUGUGGAACCUGGGUAGGCUACCAAUACCCUGGCUACCGUGGCAGCCAGUACCUGCUGGAGAAGGGUGACUAUAGACACUUUAACGAGUAUGGAGCUCGCUGUCCUCAGAUGCAGUCCAUUAGGCGCAUCCGUGACAUGCAGUGGCACCCACAUGGCUGCUACACCAUGGCCACCAAGUGAGGGCCAGGCCAGCAGCGGAAGAGACGAAGCGGAGGAGAAGCAGAGGGCCGCCAGAGGAAGGAGAGGAGGAGAGAUGUCUGAGGACACUGUGACCCCACCCUUGAAAAUAUUCUUGGUGUACCUAGGCGGUGUUUAGGACCUAGAGACUCUUUUUGCAUCCUAGUGGAGCAGUUGAAGCUCCUGAGCUUCCUGAGUAACACAUAAACCUUUCCACCUCCACUCAGUUUAACUCCUCUCUUUCGCUCAUGCGCCAUGACUUUUGUUUUUCCUUCCACAUUUUAAUUUUUAUUACCUCUUCCCUUCCCCACCCUUUCAGGAAAGCAAAAGGGAGAAAAGAUGAGAUCUUUAGGCAUCUCCCAUUAUCAAAUGUACAGAAUCCUGGUCACCUUUUCAA